Molecule: messenger RNA, 501 nt
Organism: Prunus armeniaca (apricot)
Lineage: Eukaryota; Viridiplantae; Streptophyta; Magnoliopsida; Rosales; Rosaceae
Source: the annotation of a GenBank genome assembly
AUGGAGGAAGCCACUCGCCAGUAUGCUAUACUCGGAGAAGGUGCAGUGGCCCUAAAGGUGGAUUCUACGCGACCUCGUAAGUGUCAUCAUUACAGUGGUGAUCAUUACUUCGAGAAGUGUUUUAAGGAGCAUGAUUACCCCGAUUGGUUUGUUGACUACAAAGCUCGUAUUGGUUCUAAUAAUUGGAUAAUUGACACUAGUGCUUCUGAUCAUAUGACUUGUGAUAUUAACAUGUUUGAUGAGUUGUCUCAUAACCCUCAUGAUCCCUAUAUCACUAGUGCUAAUGGUUUACCUUCCCCCAUUACCGUGAGGGAUCUCAGGACUCAUGAGAUAAUUAGGCAUGGUGAACAGAUACGGGGGUUGUAUUACUUGACAUUAUCGGAUGCAACAGUUCAUGAUCGUGUCGCUAAUAAAGUUCAAAAGGGUAGUGUCAAAGACAUGAAGAAUAAACAUGAAGUUGCUUUCAUUCUUCCUACAUUUUGUGUCAUGGUGUCUACUUAG